UUUCUUAAAACACUGGGAAAUCACUUUACACACGUUUUAUAUUUAAGAUGACAAUUUUGUUGGAUUUUUGUGAAUCAAAAUGCACAAACCAAAUGUCAUAAUAGCGGUCCUGUGGCUCGGGGGUUUAGAGCGUGGCGUUAGCAACGCCAAGGUCAUGGGUCGAUGCCAGGAAUUUUACAUACAUGUCUAAUGGGAUCUGUCUGUUUUUGGACGGACCAGGCUGAAAGCAGUUUUUUAAUCAGAUCAUUUACUAAGAGAAACUAGAGACGAUCAGGGACGUACGUUCAGCGGCAACACACUGGAGAGUUACGGGGACAGGAUCAUUUUACCCCAAAAAUGUGGCAGCUAGACAAAAGCAUCCCAUCCGGCAGGACCUGAGGGACCAGAGGAGGGAGGGGUUACCACGGCGAUGGCAGAAUCCAGGAAACUCGAGAUGACAUAAAAGAAUGCAUUAACAGAGGGAGAAAGAGAGAGGUUUUGGACAGAAGCACAUUGUGUGUGAAUUCUAUCAGGGGCGAAGUUUCAAGAUUGGCAAGUUGUGUGUUAUCCUUGGAGAUAGCCAUUGUUACCAGGACGUUGAAGCCAGGGCCGUGGUCUCAAAGCAUGCUGGGAGGAAAGCGCAUUCCACUGUGUCCACGUCAUUUCGGGGCUUGUGGGUGUCUGGACUGUUCUUGGGAAAACUGGAAGUUCAACUGAUGGAGAAUUCACAGGAGCUGAAUGACCAGAUUCUGAAGAAAUCUACCACCGAUUCGCACGCUCCUGACCCAGUAGACCACAGGGCCUUGGAGAUGCAGGACCUAACAGAUCCACAGCACUCGGUGAACAGUGGCACCGACUGCACCUCCAAACUGGAUAAGAGCAUCCUCAGCAACCACAUCACAUCCAAUGGAACAGGAGGAGAGAACUUGACAAUUCUAAACACAGCUGAUUGGCUGCUGGGCUGCAGUACUCCGCCCACUGCCCCAAUUAAAUCUGAGCCCCUGAACAGCAGCGAGGCUGUGAGCUCAGCGGGAGACACUGUGCUGGACUCUUACACUGGGUCAGUUAUAAGCAGCAGUGGAUUCAGCCCUCGGCCGGCUCACCAGUAUUCACCUCCUCUCUACCCCUCAAAGCCUUACCCCCACAUCCUGUCUACUCCCGUGGCUCCUCCCAUGUCGGCCUACACCGGUCAAUCGCAGUUCAGUAGCAUGCAGCAGUCGACAGUUUACACGCCGUACUCUCAAACUACUCCGCCUUACAGCCUCUCCACCUAUGAUUUGGGAGUGAUGUUGCCAGGCAUAAAGACAGAGACACAGUCAGCCCUCCAAUCAGGGCUCAGCUAUAGCCCUGGAUUUACCACCCCUCAGCCGGGACAGACUGCCUACUCCCCCUAUCAGAUGCCUGCAGGGUCUGGUUUCACAACUUCUCCUGGUCUCUACACAUCCAACAACUCCAAUCCAGGCAACUUCACCACACAACAGCAGGAAUAUCCCUCCUACACAGCAUUCGGGCAGAAUCAAUAUGCUCAGUAUUACUCCACAUCCUCCUACGGUUCCUACAUGACAUCUAACAGCUCAUUGGAUGGCACAAGUUCAGUCUCCACCUAUCAGCUGCAAGAAUCCACCCCAAUUAUGACAGGGCAAGACCUGAAUCCAGGUGAGUUCGAGGCGGGACAGAGCCCGUCUACGCCUGUUAAAGAGAUGGAAGACAGGGCGUGUCGAGGGGGUGCGGCUAAAGCCAGGGGGCGGGGCAGAAAGAACAACCCCUCGCCACCACCUGACAGUGAUCUUGAGAGGGUGUUUGUUUGGGAUCUGGACGAGACGAUCAUCGUGUUUCACUCGCUCCUCACAGGCUCUUAUGCACAGAAAUACGGCAAGGACCCUCCUAUGGCUGUGACCCUCGGUUUGAGAAUGGAGGAGAUGAUAUUUAAUCUCGCUGAUACUCAUUUAUUUUUUAACGAUUUAGAGGAAUGUGACCAGGUGCACAUCGACGACGCCUCAUCUGAUGAUAAUGGCCAGGAUCUUAGUACUUACAGUUUUGCCACUGAUGGCUUCCAUGCAGCUGCAACAAGUGCAAGUCUGUGCCUAGCAACAGGAGUUAGGGGCGGAGUCGACUGGAUGAGGAAGUUAGCAUUCCGAUACAGAAGAGUGAAGGAGAUGUACUGCACAUACAAAAACAAUGUUGGCGGGUUGCUGGGGCCGGCUAAGAGGGAGGCUUGGCUUCAGCUACGGGCGGAGGUGGAGGCUCUCACAGACUCCUGGCUUACCACUGCACUCAAGUCCCUGUCAAUCAUCAGCUCCAGGAGUAACUGCGUUAACGUCUUGGUGACAACGACACAGUUAAUACCCGCGUUUGCUAAAGUGUUGUUGUAUAGCCUGGGCUCUGUCUUUCCUGUUGAAAACAUUUACAGCGCAACCAAAAUAGGCAAAGAGAGUUGCUUUGAACGCAUAAUGCAGAGGUUUGGCAGGAAGGUAGUGUAUGUUGUUAUUGGGGAUGGUGUGGAAGAGGAGCAGGCCGCUGCCAAGCACAACAUGCCCUUCUGGAGAAUAUCAAGCCACUCUGACCUGCUUGCCCUCCACCAAGCACUGGAGUUUGAGUACCUGUAACACUCAACACCUGUAUCAUAGGCCCUUUUUUGUACAACUAUUUAAGAAUAAGAGUACACUGCAGACUCUUUUUAAGCUGUCGUUGUUGUUGUCGUCUUUUUAUUUUUUGAGAGAACUCUGGCUUUGGGAUAAUUCUGCACUGUCUUAAGAAGACUAGGACAGACUGGGAAAAUGGGAUUGUAAUGGUCAAACCAGGCUUGUAAAGAGCUACCUAAGGUCUUACGUCACACACUGCAUUUCAUGUCUGAAUGAGGGGAGUGGAGUAUGCAUUUUGUUCGUUUGAACAGAAUACUUUGACUGCAAGCAGCAUAUACACUCACUCUUCUGCAGGAACAUUUUAUUUGUCUAUACUAUAGACUUCAUUGUCUUCAUCUCCACAAGUGAAGCUCUGUACUCAAUACAAGGAUCAUUUAGAUUAGAUUCAUAACUCAUGUAAAUUAUUUUACAACUAGCUUAAACACUUAAGAAUGCUGUGUGUUUUCACAUGGUAUUGUUUUGAUUGUCUUUUUUGUAUUUUUGUUUUGGGCGAAAAGUCUGUAUAAUUUGUUGUGCCUUAUAAAGUUGUGUGUCAGUUUUUAUUUUGAGAAUGUAGAUAAAAAUGUAAACUUGA
Triplophysa dalaica is the source of this 3195-nucleotide messenger RNA. It is a transcript of the gene eya4, whose product is annotated as EYA transcriptional coactivator and phosphatase 4. The coding region runs from base 696 to 2585 and encodes 629 amino acids. The transcript is spliced from 23 exons. Gene Ontology annotation, cellular component: nucleus. Gene Ontology annotation, biological process: cell differentiation; multicellular organism development; negative regulation of extrinsic apoptotic signaling pathway in absence of ligand. Gene Ontology annotation, molecular function: protein tyrosine phosphatase activity. The record is from RefSeq and is a predicted model, not a curated record. Lineage: Eukaryota; Metazoa; Chordata; Actinopteri; Cypriniformes; Nemacheilidae.